AUGGUGCGGUGGCGUUUGUGGGCCAUUGGCCUUUGGUGGGCCAUGAGUCCGAGCGAUGGGUGGUGGCAGACCUCCGGGGAUGUGGACCCGGACCCACCCAACUCCACUUGUUGGGAGGAGCCCCUUCUUUGCCUCCAGAAGCGGGUGAACUCGACCGUGGCCGCUGCCCAGGCGCAGUAUGCCACCCUGACGACCUGGGAUAGCCUGGCUUGGACUGUCCUGGACACCCUGUUGUCCGGUGCAGGGUGGCUGGUGUUUGGGCAAAGCUGGGCCAGCGUCAGGACAGGCUGCUCCUUGCUCCUGCGGGUGGCCUUCUUGAUGGCGAUCUGCAUCGUGCUCCACUACUUCCUGUCCUUGGCCUGGCCGUUGUGCUCCUUGGCCAUUGGGACGCUUCUGACGGUGGUGUGGGUUGUUCGGGCCAUGGUGCGAUGCUGCGGGCGGGUCGCGUUCUACACCCAGCGGAUGGCCGGGGGUGUGCCCGAAGCGAUGGGAGCGACUUUCAUUGGCCCAGAUACUGGUGAGAUUCCCGAAACAGCUGACCUUCGUAAGAUGAAGAAAGGGACCAACGAGGAACGUUGGGUUCUACUACGGAGGGAUGGCUACGUGGUCAUCAUCAAGGUCAUCGAGAAUGCGGCGAUCAAGUCCAGCGGCAUCUACCUGCACUUCGACCCUGAGGCGACUCGAGGAGAUGCCCAGCUCUUGCUUGCCCUGAAGGGCUACGACAAAGUGCACCUAUGUAGGCACGAUACGUGUCCGGAGGAGGGUCAGCACUUCAAGAGCUACGCCUUGGCUCGGCAGCUCAACCCCGAACGCUUCCAUCUCCUGUCAUCAGCGGCGGGGGCCCAGAAGACGGGAAUGAAGACGCUGGGAUGGCUCUUUUCCAAGGCCAACAAAACGGCCAAGCGGCUGCAGGACUAUGCGUCCGAAUCGGAGAAGGAAGAGGCAGGCGGGUGCAGCGCUCACUGGGUGAAGUGGGAAGGUGAGAUGGGCAAGACCUGCCUCAGCGACCACCCUUGCAAGAACCCCGGUGCCACGGAGGUUGAGAUGUUGGAGGAGGAUCGCGAGAACCUUCCUGUUGACCAGCCAAGCACCCUCUGCCCUGCUCACGGCGUCCGCUACCUGACCUCCAGAAUGGCUAUGAAGUGUCUAGGGCAAGGGAACCACCUCCGGGAGAAGGCGAAGGAGAUGAACGUGGAGAUGGAGAAGGUGAUGAUCGGGCGAGACGCCGUGGAAGAGGAGUUCAUGGAGCAGAUGGCAGAUGGGAGAGAGUUGCAGCUCAGCGAAGAGGACAUCCGGAAGCAGUUGGCCGCGCAAGCCGGGAUGACUGUGGGCGAUCUCACCAGGCACCUGUAUGAGCAGGCCACAGAGGAACAGAGGAAGGGAACAAAAGGGCUGACGAAGUUCCUGGCCAAGUGGCGUCAACAGGCAGCCGGGACGGGGCCGGACGGGCAAGGCAGCCACUCUGAGAUGACCGACAUCGCGAAAGCGAUCCAGCAGCAAACCAAUGAGUUGGCCACGUUGGUCAAAGCUCAGCAAGAGACCACUACAGGGAUGGGCGGCUCUUUGAAAGGUUUGGGCAAAACUUCUGAAGAACUGGUAUUUUUGCUGCGUGCAUGCGGUGAGUACACCGUACAAGUCGGUGAUGGUGAGUACGGAGCACCACUCGCUCAAGCGCUCCUGGCGGCCCAGGCCGGCUCGUCGACGAAGUUGCGAAGUGCUGGAUUCCGCCAAAAAAUCACCUCCAGGCUGGCCAUUGGGAUCGCAGGACCCUACUGGGGCACGCAGGAGAAGUACGCUUUGAGCGCCUCCGACUUCGUCCCCUGCACGGACGCCGAGUUGGACCAGUUCGCCAUGGAGAGCAGGACCGGCAAGCCCGUCAAUGAGCAGAGGCCAACAGCUCCUACCCGCUAUGAGGACUGGCUCAACCGAGUGAAACGCCAGAACGACAUCUGGGCACUCGUGUACGGCCUGGAAUGGAAGGCGGUUCGGGAGCACGCCAUCAACCUGUUGGGAGAGUGGCAUGUCAGUGCUCCUCACAAGUGGCCACUACAGGAGCUGCAUUGGAGAUUCCUCGAAGAACUGAAGGAGGAGCUGAGGAAGAUCAAGCGGCUUUCGGGUCGAGAAUCCAUGACGUUGCAGGAUUUGAAGUUUUAUGCCCUCAUGCCAGACGAGGAGGGGCGCCCUCCUUUGAACCUCCCGCAGACCUUCGAUCUGAGACGGCCAGAAGGAUGGUUCAUGUCUGAGGUGAUGCCUAGGAUCGAGAGACGCCAAGAGAGGAUGCUCUGGAAGAUGACAUGGGAAGGAGCAGGGAAAAGCAGAGCCCAAGGCCAAUCAGCAGGAGGAGACGGAGGACCUCGUGAGGAGAAGCUGACUUUGAAGACUUUGUUUGGCCCAAAGCUCACGGCAGAGGAGACCGCCAAGGCCAAGGACCGGGCACCCACGAACAAGGAUGGCAAACUGUUGUGUUGGGGCUACUUGACCCACUUGGGCUGUUCUCAACAGGGCUGCCAAAGAGCACAUGAACCACUUCGGGGACCUUUUGAAGCUCUCGAUCCGGCGGUGCAACUUCAGAUGCUUCGGAGGGGAGGCUUGAAGAGGAUGAAGGCAGAGACGAAGGAGACCGCGGCUGAGAAGAUCAAGGAGAUCCGGGCUGGAGUGGCAAAGGAUAAAGCCGCGAAGGUGCAGGACGGCAAAGAUCGCCGAAGGGCUGGACAGGGCGAAGGAGGCAAGGAUGGAGAUCCAGAAGGCCCUGAAAAGGCAGGAGGGCGAGUGCACUGGGAGGCACCGGAGGAGAUGGUCCAGGUCGACUACACCCACCAGGAAAAGGACUUCGCAGACUUGGUGACCGGGCCAGACGAUGCGAUCUUCGACCACGUCCCGAGGGACGCCCGCCCGCAUGCGGGAAGACAUGGGAUCUCAGCCCCUGCGGAAGCACAGGAUAUGGUGAGGAAAGCUCAAGCUCUGGCCACGGGUCCCGUGUUGGGCAAACUGCAAGAGGCGUCUGACGACCUGUACGCCUGGGCAUCCACCAGGGUGGCCAAUGAUCCCGCAAUCUCUUUCGAGGCCCUUUUGGAGGAGAUGGUCCAGUAUGGAUUGGGAGAGCUGGCAGCAGAGGCCGCUUCCUUGCUGGAAGCCCAUGGUCAGGGCCUGAAGGCGGGUCACCAGGCACGAUGCCAGCUGGGAGACACUCGGUGGGAGGAUGAAGGCCCAGGGAGAGCUUUGGUCCACAUCGAUGGGGAGCCCUGGGCGUUGUGGGAUUUCGGCGAGAUGGUCUACAUGACUGAGGAACUUGCGGGCCUGCUGGGGGUGAUCGAGCCGGAAAAGGAGAAACGGCAGUGUGUUACUAAAGUUCUAGCGGCAGGCUUGCACUUCGCACAGCAAGGAAGGGUCCCGACCAUGGAGGAGGUGGAGAGAGGAACGCAGGAAUUCCGGCUGGAACAAGCCAGAUUAGCUGUGGAAGCUGAAGGGGUCAUGGGGCACCCGGAGUCCAAGGUGGCACCCGUCGAGCACGAGUUGCGGAUGUAUGCCCAUGACAUCCUGAAACCACACCACGAUAAGGACUACACUCUGGCAGCACUGGAAGAGAUGCGGGUCAUCGUGGUGCGGGUCGACUAUAAGGGGGACCUCUUGAUCGAGACGGUCACGGGCAGCCAGUGGACCAAGUUGGACAUCUGGGUGAUGAUUUCAAAGGGCCACAUGACGCUCCUCCAGCCACCGUCGCAAGAGGCAGGCAGGACUCUGUUGGGAAAGGAAGAGGUGUACAACACCCCUUGCUUGGGCUUUCGAUAUUUCUGGCAUCAACGGCACGAUCAAGCCAAGACAGCCCCGGGAAUCAUCUCAUGCCGGCACUGCAGAACUCGCAAAGGAGGAGGCAGGGACGAACCGGUAUCGAUGGGCUGUCUGCGGAAGACUACGUGCCUACCCGCUCUUUCGCAGGUCUUUGCCGGCGGCGGCCAAGCCGUCCGACCCAUCCAUGAAGCUCGAGGUCAGCAGGGCCUCGUUCUCCAGGAGUAUUUUGCGGGCCAUGGGGUCAUCACCAUGGGAUGGCGGGCUGCCAAUCAGACAGCCCUGGAGCCCAUUGAGUUGUAUGCGCAGCCGCACCAACAGCUUGGACCACGCCCUGAGCACGAUUUGGCUGACCCGCUACGGCAGGAACACUUUCUGGGCCGCUUACGAGCACGGGAGUCCAAUGUGCAAUGGAUCGCUAGUCCAUGUACCACGUUUUGUGAUUGGUGCCUGCAGAAUGGAGGAACUCGCACCUUUCAGAACCCAGCGGGAUUACCCACUGCCAAGGAGAAGCUGGGCAACACGUUGUCAGAAUAUGGGGCCAAGGUCUUCGAGACCUCGCUGCUCCGGGACUUCGGGACGGUACCCAAAGCAAUGGCACCUGCCGCAGUGGCGACGCCUGUUGCAAAGACCAGACGUCGACUUCAUCGUGACAUGUGCGCCUUCGGCUUGGGACCUCCAGAUACGGUGGGCCAGUUCUAUCGCCACCGCACCGGGUUGGCUUUCCCUCAUCAUCCACCGCUGCGUCAAGCCUUGCUCCGUUUGUGCCCAGGAGUGUCAGCUACACAUCAGCAUAUCGCACUCAAAGGCAACCGGCCGGGGGUUCAAGUGUCGCGAUGCACGGAAGCAGGGGUCUACGCCGAUGCCUUUGUUCGCACGGUGGUGGAAACAUUGCUCCAUACCCUGGAGGAGCCAGCAGCCGAGGAGGGUGACCAUGCGGGUGGCCACGAGGCAGCCGAGGAGGGCGACCAUGCGGGUGGCAACGACCUUGGCAACGAACUUGAUCUGGACCUGCUGAACGAGGAUGAGCUCCAACAAGUCGCAGGGAUGGCAGUUGAUGAGGCGAUUGGGGUGUGGAAUGGCGUUGACGUCUUGAACCCGCAGGGUGAGGAGCCUGGGGAGGACGACCUGGAAGAUGAUCUGGAGGAUCAGGACGACUUCCAAGGGGAGAACACCACGGAGGCGGGACCAGAGACGGAUGAGGAACCGCGGACACGCAUCGUGUGGCAGAAUCUGGGGCUUCGGAACCGUAUGGAGGUUGAUGCGGAGAGGGGCUAUGUCUGGGUGCACACGAAUGAGCCACGGAAUGACUUGGUGGUCCCGGAGGAGUUGCCGUACCCCUAUUGGCCGCAUCGCUUUCACAGUGAAAGAUACACGAGGUGUGAGAGGAGGGAUGAGUGGGGCCGUCUGCAGGUCGCUGAGGUGUACGAUGAUUGGAGAGACCGAGGCAGAGGUCAACCGCCCUUUGCACCCUGGACCGGAGCUACCCUCUUUGUGUUUGAGGACGGGCAGGUACCGUGGGUGGAGGUUCCUAUCAGCAGUGAGAACGGUCCGGAUGCUGGAGGUGGAGGCCCCGAACCAGGAGUGGGCAAGGUGAUUGGUCCGAAAGCUGGAACUCCCAUGGCACUGCUGACUGGCAGAGUCUAUAGAGGGGACCGAGGAAGAUGGCAAGGGUGGCAGUCGUGGUCUUGGAGGGGCACGAGGGCCGGAGGGAGCAGUUGGGUGGACUUCGAGAAGGCCGGCAUCUCCGGGAAGGCGGCGACGGCGGCCCUUGGUUACAUUCAUGCAGUUGACCAGAUUCAGGGCAACACAGCGCAGGAGUGGCAAGCAGUCCGGGAAAGAGGGGACCUGCUACUCGACGUCACCGGUUCGGUGGAGAGAGCCGCGACGGCAUUGUGGGUGGCCAGGGAGCACCUUGGGCGCAACAAUCUCCAAGGAGCGGACGAUGAGGAGUUGACGGAGCUGCUGCACCCGGACCAUCUAGCCUACCUCAGGGAGGUUCGGGCCCAAGGAAUGCCGGCACGGUAUCAAGGGCAACGAGAAAGGGUCACAACCCGGCCACACCCGCGGGCAAGGGCAGAUAUGGGUCAGGUCUACGUGCAGCUGAUGAAGGACAUCGCCAAGCAUCGAGUCCUGGUCGCCUCUGCAAGCCAUGCGGCCCUGAAGCACACGGUGUCGUCACCCUUCGAGCUGGUGCCCAAGAUGUUGCCCAAUCGAUCCCUGUCAACUGAAGCUCGCUUGGUGCAUGAUCAGCGCAUUCUAUGGUUGAAGGCAAGGUACCCGGGCAUCAAGGUGGUCCUGGCCAAGAAGGAUGUAGCCGGGGCUUUUCGACUGCUGUGGGUCGACCCACGAGAUGUGGAGCUGUUCGCAGGUGACGUCCCAUGGAAGCCAGAGCUGAUGGGAUCAGGAGAACUCGAGGCAGGGCUCAACGGUCUGGGGGACCUCACGGUGAUCUACUUGGUGUCCAGCUUUGGGUUCUCGGGAUUGCCGGGAGAAUGGACAGCAUGGGGACGGGCUACGGAAGAGGUCCAUCGAAGCCUUCGCCCUGUGGAGAGCCGGAGAGAUGGCGAGCUGCACUUUUGCGGGAAAAUCCUGGUUGAUGACAUGGUCUUGGUGGAACCGGUGAUGGGUUUACGGCCAUGGGUCUCCAGUGAGGUCUAUGAAUGGGCGGUCACGAAGCUGCUGGGUGAGAAGGCCAUCAACAAGCUCAAGGACGCUGAGGAGGGCUGCUACAGUAAUCAGCAAACGGUGUGGGGUUUGAUCAUCGAUGCGGAUGCUGAGAGGAUGUCCUUGCCAGAAGCGCGCAUCCUCAAGGGGGCCUACCUGCUCGCUCAGUCGUGCUUCAAUUAUGGGGAGAAGGACCUCCCGCUCAAGGAGUUGCAGAGGUUUCGAGGGAUUGCCAAUGGUUGGAGCAUCGUGGUCUCUGGUCUCAAGAAUGAGCUUCGCAGCGCUGACGUGUUCCUGGGAGGCAUCGAUGGUGGUGCGGCGGUGCAGCCGAAGCUGGUCCAGCAAGAGGGUUCCCGGGCCAGGGCGCAGAGCUGGGAAGCACUAUGGGAGCUGUUCGAAGACUGCCGAUGGUUGUGUGCGAGAUCCGAGACCUGGGCCACGAAGUUUGGCGGAGACAUCAGAGAGCUGCUACCCCCGUUGGAGCGGCUGGCACUACCAGGACAACAAGGAGGCGGUCCGGUCUUCGUUUCCUCUGAUGCUACUCCAACUGUUGUCGCGGCCAUCGAUUGGACCAACCGGCUUGCGUGCCGAGAGGAGGUUGAGCUCUUGAAGCCGUGGAUCAAGCAGGUCACUGAGGCUGAGGGGCACGAGGACGGCAAGCUCGCCAUUCACCUCGGGGAGAUGUUGAGCUUCGUGGCCUUCGCCUGUAAGGUGGGACACCUGUGGGAAGGCCGCGUGGUGGUGUAUGCCGGGGACAACAAGGUGGUCUAUUUCUGGAUCACCGGGCGUAAGAGCGGGGUCCGUGCGGGAAGGCUGCUGAUCCGGGCGCUGAACUUGGUAGAGAAGCGCCACCGGUGCCGCAUCCUAGGGGGCUGGUGGAGGACCUUCCACAACGAGGAUGCAGACGCGCUGACCCGCUUGGAGGAGAAGGAGGCCACCGAGCUCAUGGAGAGGAAGGGCUGGGAGAGGGUGGACAUCAAAGAGAGCAUCCAUCACGCACUCGAGGACACGGAACGCUUUGGGUUGUGUUUCCUCUCCUGGGCAGAUCAGGAAGACAGGUUUGAGUUGAUGCGGCUGCGGGAACUACGAGUUUUCAGAGCGGUCCUACGGCAACCUGCAGAGUUGAAGGAGGUAGAGGUGAUCGAGUGGACCCCGGGCCAGCGCUUCGUUAAGGACUUUGAGUACUUUUCGGGCGGUGGACAAGACCCUAGCUACCGGGUGAUAGCUGCUACCAUCGGUCCCGACCCCAAGGGAAGGAAAGUGAAGGAGUUUGCCGCCUAUCUCGACAGUGAGGUCUUCGAUGUCGCGGUGUUGGAGGGCCCGAUGGAGGUGAAAUGGACGGGCUUGGAGCAUUGGGCAAGAAGUGUCGGGUGGAGCUGCACGCUCCAGGAGUUUCUGACCUCGGAGCUUGGGGAGGCCAUGGUGAGACGACGGACCGUCGGCUUUGUAAUCCCCAUCGAGCGGUCGAAGGAAGACGUCGAGUUCCUGAUGGUGAAGUCUGUCACCCCGCCGGCGAUGGGUUCCUAUUUGAAGAAGUUCCACGAAGGCAACUGCAUCCCGGUUCGGAAGUAUGAGACGGCGGUCAACGUUGGCCAAGAAGUCAUGUUGCCGGUCGUCGCUGCUCAUGCAUGGGUUGGAAAGGAGGAAGACAGACAAAAUGUCUAUUCACUCAGUGGACCAUGCCGGUGGCCCCUUGUUGACCAGACCGAGAAGGGCAUGCAGCGGAUCCUGGUGCAGGAUAAAGCAGCCCCGGUGGGCAAGGUGAGAAGUCUUGCCGGUGAGGAGAUUUGGGUCCUACAGGGCAGACGCUUAGAUGAAUGGAACGACCUGGUGAAGAAGGUCGGGGAGAAGGAGGCCGAGAAGGAGGGUUGCAGGGCGACGGGUCGCCGGACGGCUUUGAGCCUGAUCAGCACUGCCGCGGAGCUCGCCAAAGAGAGCAAGGAAGGCAAGGCGGGAAUGUGCGCCGACUUCGAGGAUUACAAGUCCCUGGGCAUUUUGUUACAGUGGCUGAGAAAGUGGCGGCGUGGGGACUUCGGACGAGCCCUACCAGACCGCAAAGCCGGUGGCGGGAAGGAAGGCACCCAGCAGGUGUGGUUCUGGGGCGAGGCGCUGUGGCUCGAGGCCAUCGAUGUUUGUGACAAUGGGUUCGGGGGCAGCGAAGAUAGAAGAUGCGGAGGUCGUCGGAAGAAGGAGGUGAAACCGGUUGAGGAAACUGGGGCCAAGUUCAUCGACCUCAACCCCGACUUCAACCCCGACAUGGAGGUCCAGGCGCAGGUGGAGGAAUGGCUCGAAGCGCACCUGGUAGGCGACAAGGCCGCGAGCACGCAGAAGGCCUAUGCCACUGCAUGGAGCAAGUGGUGUGACUGGAGCCGUCGCCAAGGGUGGCUGACCCCCUACCUCGACCACAACGGCGACCCGAUCCACAACGAGAAUAAGGUCCUCGGCUACCUGGGCUACCUUGGUUGGCUGGGAACUUCGGUGGCCACUAUGAAGCAAGCAGUCUUCGCCAUCAAAGACGCACAUAAAAGAGCCGGCCACGGAGACACGACAGUGAAGAUGCAUCGGCUGUGGAUCGUCCUCAACUCGCUGGAGAAGAAUUCGGUGAAGAGGCCGCGACGGCUAGGUGUCACCGUGCAGAUGAUCAAGUGGCUGGGUAAGCAGAUGGCCGCGGGUGCGGAAGCGAUGGGCGAGCUGAAGGUGGACUGCAGGAUGGUCAACGCGGCAGUGGUCACGGCCUGGUUCUUUAUGCUCCGCGCCAGAGAGUUCUCGGAUUCGAGUGGAGUUGACCAGGAGAUGAUCGUCAGAGGCCAGGAUGUCUCCCUCACGACUCGAGGCCAAGCAGAUGAGAGCGACCCUCAGGAGGUGACGCUACAAUUCCGCAAAACGAAAGCGGACCAGGAGGCCUUCGGGACGUGCAAGACGAUGUUGAAGACGGAGGUUGAGUUCGUUUGCGCGGUCACGGCUCUACAUCGUCUUCGAGAGGUGGCGCCAAGGCGGUUCGGGCGAGGGCCGGAGAGCCACUUGCCGUUGUUCCGAUGGGCAUCAGGCCCGGUCAUCAAGCGCCUGGAGGUGCAGAACCUGCUGCAGCGGGCCGCUCGAGCCCUCGGCUUGCCGGCGGAGCGGUUCCAGUCCCAUUCGCUCCGGAUCGGUGGGGCUUCAGCGCUCUAUCAGGCGACGGGCGAGAUCGAGGUCGUGAAGAGAACAGGAAGAUGGACCUCAUCAGCGGUGCAGCGCUACCUCCACGAUUCGGGCGAUGUCCUGUCAGGACUGGCUCGGAAGAUGGCCAACGUGGACCAGCACGUGCACUACACCUAG
Molecule: messenger RNA, 9768 nt
Organism: Durusdinium trenchii
Lineage: Eukaryota; Dinophyceae; Suessiales; Symbiodiniaceae
Source: the annotation of a GenBank genome assembly